Molecule: messenger RNA, 5529 nt
Organism: Anguilla rostrata (American eel)
Lineage: Eukaryota; Metazoa; Chordata; Actinopteri; Anguilliformes; Anguillidae
Gene: ciz1a
Product: cdkn1a interacting zinc finger protein 1a
Exons: 15
Coding region: 764-3022 (752 amino acids)
Cellular component (GO): nucleus
Molecular function (GO): nucleic acid binding; zinc ion binding
Source: RefSeq, a predicted model, not a curated record
AUCGUGCGCACAACCAACGGACAAUAAAUAGCCCCGAUGCAAUCAGUAUCAACAGGCUUCAGGAACGUCAGCAACCGGUUAAUUCAAAAACACUUUUCUGGAAUUCUUUGUUGAAUUUUCCUCGCAAGGGCAGCUAACUUAGACAGCUCAUUUUCAACUUACUGUUACAGCUUUAAGUGUUCAAAAGUUACAAGCAGCACUCACGGCUAGCUGGCUAAUAAAGCUAGCUACGUCGCAAAAGGGAAACCGCAUGAAAAAAUGAACAAAAGCAGUAAAAGAGCAACCCAGCUACGCUACAUUUAGAUAGUUCGCAAGCUAGCACAUUUUUAUGUGUGUCGUGUCCGUGUAAAUUGCAAUGCCGUGGAAGGUCGCUGCUAGCUGCUGACUUGAGUAUUGCAUGUGAGAAUUCAAAACAGUGUCGUUCAGUCAUUCAUAAUAACGGCAUCGGGUUUCGGGGUCGAAAAGCACCGCGCUAGCGUAUGUUAGCACUGGUGGGAUUUCCCCUUUAUCUGGAAAUCUUUAUUGAUGACCUGUACAGCAUGGGCGAGCUCGUCGGUGUGGAAGCGUCAUGUCUGGUUGGAGGUAUUAAAUAUUAAUAAUACCCAACAGCUAAGAGGUUUAAUUGUGGAUUAUCAAACGCUUCUCUUUUUUAUCAAGACAGAGGAGAGAGUCAGCUAACUAGCUAGCUAGCUAGGCGGCUAACAUUUGCUAGCUAACUUGCUGGCUAGCGCCGACGACUGGAGAGCGAAAAGAAAACGCCGUGAUGUUUAACCCUCACCACCAUCAACAGCAGCAGCAGCAGCAGCAGUUCCACCAACACCUGCGGCAGCUCCAGCAACUUUUUCAGCAGCAACCCCCACCUCCCCCUCCGCCACCCCCACCCCCUCCACAACCUCCACCGGCGCACCAUAUACAGCACCACCAUCAAGGAGGCCGACCCAUGGCUGUCCCUGGCCCGGCACCCCCCCCUCCCCGCUUGGUCAACCUGUGCUCCGCUACCCAAGCCACCAUCAUCGCCCCCAACCCCAUGCUGCAGGGGGCGCUGCUCAUGCAGCAGAUGCAAGGUAGCAUGAGAGGAUUCGCGAUGGGGGCCCAGCCGUUCCCCCCGUUCUUCCCGGCCGGGGCGCGGUCCUCCCUCCUGGGCCCGGUCCCCAUGGGCGUGGCCAUCAAGACUCCGCACAUGGGCUUCCCCCCCCGGCACUACCACCCGCACGCGCGCUACUUCAACAACGACUUUGCGGCUCGCCCGCCGGAGAGGAGCCGCGAGAGCGAACAGCGGGCGCUGCCGGCGGUCGACGGGCGCCCGGGCGGCAGUGGCAUGGAGGUGGAUACCAGCGACAGGGCCGUCAUCAGAGAGGAGGCCGCCGCAGUGCCUGAAGGACACGGCGACUCCCCUGCUGUGCAGCAGCAGGAGGAGCCUGCCCUGAAGAGGCCCAGAACUGAGGGGACGAGCGAGCCCGUUGCCCUGCCCCCCCCAGUGGAGAGCGUCCUGGACGCGGAUUACAAAAGUGCUGUUGACGAGGCGCAGCCCGGGGACUGUGUGCCUCUUCAGGAAGGAGGAAGCGCAGUUGGACCGGAGGCCGUAGAGUUUGUGGAAGAGAGCAGAGCGGCUGAGGUCCUGGGGUCAGAGGGGUCGGUGAACAUCGUCGCCCCGCCCAGCGACGAGACCCCGGCUUUCGGCCCCCGGCCCGAAGACGCGGGGGGCCCCGGGGGGGCCCCAGUGGCGCUGGUGGGGAGCGAGGAGGGCGGAGAGGCCACCAACAAGUUCUACUGCUACAUCUGCAGCAUCACCUGUCAUAACCAGCAGAACUUUCAGAGCCACAUGAACGGCCUGGCGCACCAGCAGCGCAUGAUGGAGAUCCAGCACAUGAGUAACGCCUGCCUGGUCACCUUACUGCCCCGCGUGCAGGAGUCUCUGCAGGGAGUGCGCAGGGACGGGGAGAAGAGACCGGGCCUUCAGCGCUGGUGCGCCACCUGCCAAACGCACUUCACCAGUAACGUCAUGGAACACCGGCGCACCAAGGAGCACAAGCUGCUGAGCCGCUCCUCCUGCCCCACCUGCACCGUCUGCAAGCUCAGCUUCAGGUCGUCCCGCCAGUUUGUGGCGCACAUGGACUCCCCCGAGCACAAGCAGAGGACUGAGGAGCUGCAGGGGGAAGGCGGAGCAGAAGCGCUAGAGGGGCGGGUCCCUGCAGAGGCUCUGAGCUUCAUUGAGGCGGAUGACUUUGAGGAAGAGUUCGGUGAGGACGAGGAGGGGGAGGAAGGGGAAGAAGGGUCUGAGUCCAGCCCCCAGGACCAGGGAGGGUGGCACGUUCAGAAGGAGGUCACCCUGGAGGACAUGCAGGACGAUGAGGAGUACGACCCAGACACGCAGUACGGGCCCAGCUUCAUGGUCCCGGUGGCGGGGUUCCUGUGUCGGCUCUGCCACCACUUCUACCCCGCCGGGUCCCCCGCCCGACUCACCCACUGCAAGUCCCGCGCGCACUUCCACAACCUGCAGAAGUACCGCGCCUCGCAGAACCAGGGGGUGGCGGCAGACGCUGUGGGCGGGGCGGAGGCGGGGCCAGACAAACGGGACGGCCCCCAAGCGCGCAGAGAGCCCGUCAGCACCGCGGGGAGGGGGGACGGAGACGCCGGCGACAGAGGGGCGCGGGACGACGGCAGCGCCGGCCCGGGGACCGCCGAACCGGCCGACGCGUGCCGGGACGAGGCGGAGCGCCCCGAAACCUUGGGCGGAGGCGGCGGGCGGGAGGAAGAGGCGGGGGAGGAAGAGGAGUCCGCCCCCGCCCCGCCCUGCCAGAUCGCCGGCUCUGCGAGUUCUCCCGCUUCCUGCGUACCGGAGGAAGAGGAGGAGCCUGCGAAGGAAGAGGAGGAGCCUGCGAAGGAAGAGGAGGAGCCUGCAAAGGAAGAGGAGGAGCCUGCAAAGGAAGAGGAGCAGCCCGCAAAGGAAGAGGAAGGGGCGGGCGGCCGAGCGCGGGUGACGCCCAGGAGGAGGUCCGGGAGGGCCACGCGGAGGCGCUGAGGAGGCCGGAGGAGAGAGAGAGCGCGAUGGAGAGACAGCCGCAGGAACCCAAACGGGUUCUCCAACACCCCUGGAGCUGGGCGUUUCUGAUUGGGCGACAAGGGGUGGAGAGAGGGGAGGGACGGAGAGGGAGAGCCACACCCUCUCUGCUGUAGAAAUCUCGGACCAGGGGCUCGGUCGCGAGCCAAAGCCCAAAAGUAAUUUACUUGACUGGGUGGUUUUAAAAGCCAGGAGUUCAAGGGGGCCAGUCCCAGACGUUUCUGGACCUGGUAUGACACAAAAGGGGUUGAGGAGAAGAAGAAGCAUGGGUUUGGGGAUCCAAACCAGUUAUGUAAUUGUGUUGAGUAGCUUUGGCUUGAUCUUAAAAGUGUUGAGAAAAAAAAAAAAAAAAAAACAAUUCGUGAGCUGACGAGAGCAAGGGUCUGUUUGAAAGCAGACUGCGCCACCCUGAGGCCAGCUCGCGCUCAGCCCUGUCGCUACGGUCGAUUUAGCGCGUAGUUUCCAGUUGAAUUUCUGACGCUGUGGAUCGUGUAUUUUUUAGUGAGCUUUAGAAUGUUAACUGCACAGAACCAAGAGAUGCUUCUCGCCGGGUGGCCGGCCUUUCAAAUCUAAUGUAAAAGAAAAAAAGAAAAAAAAUCUACAUUGAUGAUAACAGUAGCGUUUCUGACUAUGGAGAAAGGCGUAAACGUCUAGGGUUGAGCAGGUCAGUCUUUUGGAAGGCGCCUCUCUGUCGAAGGGAGAGUCUGCCGUACACAUUCACCCUGCUGCACGCUCCUCCCUGCCUUUCAUUACAAUGUAAACUCACGAAUGCUAGGAAGUCAAACAUUUUUACCCUCCAGCAUCCGAGGCUGAUGAGAUUCUAGCAGGGAAGGUCCCUGAAUACAGUUUGGCCCUAACUUUUCCUCUUUUUUUUUUUUGGACUGGCAGUUGGAAAUGGCCCUACUGGUGCCUCCCAAGUCCACAUCCAUCUGGCUCUUUUGUGCCUGUGUGGUAAAGGGAAAAAACUGUUCCUAAUUGACAUUGCUAAAUGUUAAUCAAUCUGUCCUACAUGCCCGAAGGGGAGAUUUUAUUUGGAUUUUUUGUGAAAGAUUUUGUUUUAUUUAUGUGGUUGAAACACUGGAAUCAUGACCACAGAGUCAUGUUGUUUUUUAACUCAUGCUAUGCCCAAGAAGGUACUACAGUCACACAGUUCCCCAACCAAAGCCUACGCAGUGUACUUCGCACUGUUGGAGAAAUAUGACAUUGAUACGUAGCCCUGAUUGUCAAGGAUUUUAACUUCUGUUUGUACAGCUGAGGUCAGUUGAGCUACACUGUGCCUCAGAACAGGUGGACCUACCCAGCCCCCACAGCCCUGCAGAGCAACCCAACCCCCACGGCCCUGUAGAGCUACCCAACCCCGCGGCCCUGUAGAGCUACCCAACCCCCACGACCCUGUCGAGCUACCCAACCCCCGCAGCCCUGUAGAGUUACCCAACCCCCACAGCCCUGUAGAGUUACCCAACCCCCACGGCCCUGUAGAGCUACCCAACCCCCGCGGCCCUGCAGAGCUACCCAACCCCCGCGACCCUGUAGAGCUACCCAACCACCCUGGCCCCCUGUAGAGCUACCCAACCCCCAGGCCCUGUAGAGCUACCCAGCCCCCGUGCCCUGUAGAGCUACCCAGCCCCCGCGCCCUGUAGAGCUACCCAACCCCGUGACCCUGUAGAGCUACCCAACCCCUGCAGAGCUACCCAACCCCCGCGCCCUGUAGAGCUACCCAACUCUGCACCCUGUAGAGCUGAGCAUUAUUUCCUGCUGUAGGAGACAUGGGCCCCAGCAGCCAUUCAUCUGGUACUGCAUAACGCGUCUGCUGACGGCGGUGCCUCAGAGUGGGAUUAUACGCGCGUGAGCUGUGGGAAUCUGUUUUGCCCACACAGCCAGCACUCUGUAGCACUCUUUCUUGUUACAAAGGGAAAAAUGGGUACUUAGGGGCAGUCUUGUGAACGCUUACCUUAGCCGAAGGCCGUGGCUUUCACAAAACACUGAACAAGGCCGACGCAGAGUUGGUCAGUGAGGCUACAGGUGGCCAGCACUUGUCCUGAGUCAACAAAACUGGCUUCUGUCCUUGGCUGUGUAAUUUAUAAUUCCUUCUGGGGUCUUUGUUUUUAAAUGAUGAACCAUCUAUCCCUCGUUGGUUUUGCUUAUACUUUGUCCCUUAAGUACAUUUUAAUUUUUUUUUCUACUAUUGUUGUGUGAAACAAAUAUGCCUUCGGUUUGCGCGGUCAGCCAGCAGAUUGGGUUUGAGAUGAACGGCUGACCCUUACCGUAUGUUGAGCGCAAAUGCAGAGAUUAUAGGAGUCACCCUCACGCGCUCCACGUUUAAUCCCUCGUGAGGCGUUUUGACGUCACAAGAGCGGCGGUUCCCCAUUUUAGACUGCUAUCGUGAGGAAGUAGCAAAGGGAGCGCUUCUGGAGUUAAACUGUUCCGAUUCCUUAGUUGCCAGUAGACCUAAUUGUGGUCUCCAACAC